Messenger RNA from Dipodomys spectabilis (banner-tailed kangaroo rat), 1923 nucleotides. RefSeq names its product interleukin 17 receptor E (gene Il17re). The record is from RefSeq and is a predicted model, not a curated record. Gene Ontology annotation, molecular function: interleukin-17 receptor activity. NCBI's taxonomy places the organism in Eukaryota, Metazoa, Chordata, Mammalia, Rodentia, Heteromyidae.
AUGGGGAGCCCCAGAUUGGCAGCCCUGCUCCUGCUGCUUCUGUUAUUCAUUGGCCUGUCUGUCUCUGCUGGGAUUGGCCGCCUUUGGUGGGGCUUGUUCUACCUCCUGGUGUAGAAAUCGAAAAAGUCUUGCAAGUUCAAGUUCUAUCAGAGACACAGGACGCCAGCACCUUCUCAGAUACUCUCCCUGCCAGGCCCAAGAAAGCUGCUGAGUAGCCAUUCUCCAUCAGAGAAAGGCCGUCACAUUUCCACCCCCUCCCCAGAUGUCUCCCACAAGAGGCUGCGCUCCAAAAGGACCCGGCCUUCAGAUCCACAAGGAGUGGGACCUCUUCCCAGACCUGGCUCACAAAAAUCCCCAGGACCUGAAUUCUCCUUUGAGUUGCUGCCCAUGGCACGGACUACCGUGACCAUUUCACCAGGCCCAAUGGCCAGUGUGUGUCUUUGUCACCAGUGGGCACUGGAAUGUGAAGAGCUGAGCAGUCCUUUUGAUGCCCAGGCAGUUGUGUCUGGGGGCUGGACUGCAGACCUGCCCUAUGAAUUCCUUCUGCCCUGCCUGUGCAUGAGGUGAGCUGGGAGAAACGCCUCCUACCUGCAGGAGGACUCUGUGAGGCCAAAAAAGUGCUCCUUCUGGAGCUGAUCUGAAGCCUAUGCCUGAGACUUCUGGAAGUCAGUGCACUUUACUGACUACAGCCAGCACAAUCAAAUGGUCAUGGCCCUGAUGCUCUGCCCACUGAAUCUGGAGGCCUCGCUCUGCCAGAGACUGGACCUACACACUCCCUGUGAAGACCUCCCCAAUGCCACUGCUCGGGAGUCAGAAGGAUGGUAUGUGUUGGAGAAGGUGGACUUGCACCCCCAGCUCUGCUUCAAGUUCUCAUUUGAAAACAGCAACCAUGUUAAAUGCCCCCACCAGAGUGGGUCUCUCAUCUGGAAUGUGAGCAUGGACAUCCGGGCCCAGCAGCUGAUUCUCCACUUCUCCUCGAGGAUGCGUGCCACCUUCAGUGCCACCUGGAGCCACCCAGGCUCAGAGCUGGACGCCAUGGUGGCCCCUACUCAGGGCUCAGGCCCAGUGGCACUAGACCUCAUCAUUCCUUUCCUGAGACCAGGGGCUGUGAGGGCUGUAUGGAGGGCCGAUGUGCAGGUUGCCUGGAAGCGCCAACGCCUGGGGCUGCUGACACUGGCACUAACCGGCCUUGCCACCCCGCUGGGCUUUGGUCUCGUCAUCUGCUCCCAGGUAAGCUGGCCUGCGAUGGCCAGCGAUGCAUCUUCCCAGGCCCGCCUGCGGGAAGGGGCCCGGGCAGCGUGGCCACGGCGGGCGGAGGCCCUGGUUAGCCUUGGGCCCCGGGCGCGGCGGGCGGUGCUGCUGCACGCGGGACUCCGAGCGCAGCGGCGCGCGGUGGGCGCGCUGGCCGGGCUGCUGCGGGCGGCGCUGGGCGGCGCCGCGAGGGGGCGGUGGGUCUGGGGAGGGGCGCGCGUGGGCCCGCUGCCGUGGCUCUGGGCGGCCCGGGCGCGCGUGGCGCAGGAGCGGGGCUGCGUGCUGCUGCGGAGGGGCGGAGACGCGGCGGCCCCCGCGGCCCCACGCCCCGCCGCCCGGCCCGCCGCGCCCUGCCGCGCCCUGCCCUUCCGCCGGCCGCGGGACCUGCCGCGCCUGCUGCGGGCCCUGGACCCCCGGCCCCCCGGCCCCGCCACCAGCUGGAGCCGCCUCCGGGCCGGCGGCGGCCGGGCCCGCCUGGAGCUGUGCCGCCGGCGGGAACGCGAGGCCGCCGGGCCCGCCGCCGCUGCGGCCCCGCACGCCCGCGGGCGCCGGCCGGAACCCCGACCUGAGCCCUCGCCCGGGGGGUGGGGGGACCCUCGGGGUGCCUCCGGGCCGGCCUGCCCGCACCCCUUCCUCAAGGCCGGGAUGUCGUCCACCGGUGCCCCCGGCUAG